This is a messenger RNA of Neodiprion fabricii, 430 nucleotides long. RefSeq lists its product as uncharacterized. The transcript has 3 exons. Bases 1 to 360 code for a protein of 119 amino acids. The record is from RefSeq and is a predicted model, not a curated record. NCBI's taxonomy places the organism in Eukaryota, Metazoa, Arthropoda, Insecta, Hymenoptera, Diprionidae.
AUGUAUCCUACAAAAAGAUAUAAAAAUAUGAUCCAAACGGAAUCCGAAUUUAUAUUUUGUUCAGAUCAGGUGCUUUGUCAGGUGACUCGAAUGCACUGCUCGAAUGUCAUAUACCUAUGUUCACACCAAAGUGCAGUGUUGCAGAUUUUGUCCACGAGAGGCGUUCGAGAAGCGUUGCGGCCGUUGUGCGAUGCAAAUAUCGAGAUCAGUGGAUGCCAUGUUUCUGUCAGAAAUGGAGUGAAUCAGAAAUUACUUCACAUCAUUGGGGCCUCAGGAUACCUUAGCAUUGGGCACGCGUUGCCAACUGCAAAUUACGGCCUGAAGGACCUGGUUAUACAUAGUUUGAUAAUGGAAUCGUGAUAACAUGACAUACUUUGAUUACACCGGCCCACAAAAAAAAAAGUGAUCUGCACCUUUGACCGGACCCGAA